AUGAGAAAAACACAAGCAACACUGAAAAACAACGGAAACAUUUGUCUCCACAAAAUCGCUUCAAACAGUGUGAAUGUGAUGAAAUCAUUUCCUAUAGAUGACCUAGGAAGCGAUUUGAAGGAACUAGAUCAUUGUGCAGACAUAUGCAACUUACCUGUACAACACAGUUUAGGAAUGCAGUGGGACUUAAACUGUGAUAUGUUUGUGUUCAAAAUCUCUAAUGCUGAAAAACCUUACACCCGCAGAGGCCUUCUAUCGACAAUGAACAGUAUAUUUGAUCCCAUGGGAUUUAUUUCUCCAGUCACUAUCAGUGGAAAAAUUCUACACCGUGAACUUGUAUCUCCUGGAUGUCACUGGGAUGAACCACUUACGGAGGAACAUUUGAGAAGAUGGCGAAUCUGGAUUGAUUCAUUACAAUCUGUUAAUAACUUCAGAGUUCCCCGAAUGAUUGUAGCCACUUCCAUUUCUUUGGCUCAUCAAGUGGAUGUUCAUGUCUUUUCAGACGCGUCAGAACAUGCGAUAGCUGCGGUGGCAUAUCUUCAAGUGACAGAUGAAUUUGGAGAAACUUCUCUUGGAUUUCUAAUGGGAAAAUCUAAACUGGCACCUCUGAAAGGUCACACAAUACCGAGACUCGAACUGUGCGCAGCAGUUCUCGCCACAGAGUUUGGAGAAGCAAUUUUUUGUGUAUGUUACAAACCGUGUGGAAAAAAUUCACCAAGUCUCGUCUCCGUCUCAGUGGUCUUACGUCUCAAAAAUCCAGCUGAUGUUGCAACAAGAUAUUCACAUAAAGCAAUUACUACUAACUGGACCUCAAUGGUUGAAAAAUUCUCCGGAUAUGAUCAAAACUUCUAUCCUCUCAUCAAUCCUGAAACUGACAAAGAAAUCCGCCAAGAUGUUAUUUCUAGCAAAACUCAAAUUACAACUGAGAUCGUCUUUGACUCCCGUCGUUUUGCUAGAUUCUCGACCUGGAAAAAUCUCGUUGUGGCCUUUAAGACUUUGAAACGUUUUGUCAGAGAUACAUUUCAAGUGAGCAGUGAAAGUGAAGACGAACCAGAUAUCUACAGAGAAACAGAAAUGUUCAUCAUUAAACAAAUUCAACAGGAGUCGUACAGUAAGGAAAUAGAAAACCUUAAUAGUGGCCAACCAAUUCCCAGAAGCAGCAAAGUGUCACGACUUGACCCAUUCCUUGAUUCAUUCGGAGUUCUGCGUGUUGGAGGGAGACUUAAACUAAGUCCUGAAUUAUCUCUGGGAGAGAAGAAUCCAAUCCUCAUUCCAAAUCAAAACUACAUUGCAAAACUUCUCGUACUCCACUUCCAUGAAGUUAUUCGUCAUUAA
Molecule: messenger RNA, 1335 nt
Organism: Magallana angulata
Lineage: Eukaryota; Metazoa; Mollusca; Bivalvia; Ostreida; Ostreidae
Exons: 2
Coding region: 1-1335 (444 amino acids)
Source: RefSeq, a predicted model, not a curated record